GAAUGCGGAUUAGUGCUGGGCGGUGUAUAGGAUGAUAAGGUAUGAUGUAAUCACAACCCCAUCACAGCUUCUUUGAAUUAUUUAUUCGCUCCAAUUCGUAUGAUUUGGAAAGCAAAUUUUCCAUAUUAUUAGAUAGUUUAUGGAUACUGAGAUCUGUCACCAACUGCCUUGCCCUUCCUAAGCAAGUGAUAUAUGUUUCGUUCUACAUUGGCCUUCACCAAACGGUAUCCGUUCCCCGCUUCUAUUCGAUACUACUGUAGAACCGCCAGGAUGUCGUUGAAGGCUAUCUCUUCUAAAGAUGCCGCAUCCCUUGACAAGGACCUAAUGGAGAUCGGAGGGUGGUCUCUGGACCAACUGAUGGAACUUGCCGGGUUGUCUGUCUCGCAAGCAGUCUACCGUGUACAUCCCCCAAGCGCUGGAAAGAACAUCCUCUUGGUCUGCGGCCCAGGCAAUAACGGAGGAGACGGUCUAGUAGCCGCUCGUCAUCUCGCUCAGUAUGGCUAUAAACCGUCCAUCUAUUAUCCCAAACAGGGCAAGAAUGAACUUUACCAGCGUCUUAGAACCCAGCUUGAUAAUCUCUCCGUGCCAUUCAUUGAGGACUUCCCCGUAGCCAUUAAAUCUGCAGAUCUCCUGGUGGAUGCAAUCUUUGGGUUCUCCUUUGGUGGGCCCCUCCGAGACCCUUUCCCAACCAUCAUCUCUCAAAUCGAGUCGGCGUUAGUACCUGUUCUGAGCGUUGAUGCGCCCAGCUCAUGGGAUAUAGAGAGUGGCCCACCUAAGGAAGGCCCUGGGUCGAAAUUCAUGCCGGAGUAUCUGAUCAGCUUGACUGCGCCGAAGCCAUGUGUGAAAUAUUACCAGGGAAGGCAUUUCCUUGGUGGCCGGUUUUUGACGAAGAGUAUCACGGAGAAGUAUGGGCUAGAUCUACCCAAUUACCCGGGAAUUGACCAGAUUGUGGAAAUUGGGGUCGAUGCUGAAGGAAAGCUCUAAGAAUAUAUCUGACGAUUAAUCUAAUGUACUUCAGUCUAGACAAAGGUAGGCAGGACUCUUAAGACUAUUUCAUUUGUACAACAUAUGUGGAUUGUCAAAACCA
This is a messenger RNA of Aspergillus alliaceus, 1087 nucleotides long. Its product is annotated as NADHX epimerase. The coding region runs from base 193 to 984 and encodes 263 amino acids. The transcript is spliced from 5 exons. Gene Ontology annotation, molecular function: NAD(P)HX epimerase activity. NCBI's taxonomy places the organism in Eukaryota, Fungi, Ascomycota, Eurotiomycetes, Eurotiales, Aspergillaceae. Gene Ontology annotation, cellular component: mitochondrion. The record is from RefSeq and is a predicted model, not a curated record.